Messenger RNA from Penicilliopsis zonata CBS 506.65, 990 nucleotides. RefSeq lists its product as hypothetical. Lineage: Eukaryota; Fungi; Ascomycota; Eurotiomycetes; Eurotiales; Aspergillaceae. The record is from RefSeq and is a predicted model, not a curated record. The transcript has 2 exons. Bases 1 to 990 code for a protein of 329 amino acids.
AUGGAUCCCAACUCUGCGGGCUACAUGUACCCCGUCACCAGCCAGCCGUCGUUUUAUCCGCCCUCGUACCCCCCGUCCAAGCCGCCAUCCCAGCACCAACACCAGCAGCAGUCGUUUACGGUGCCACUGCAGAUGGGCGACCCUGUGGGAGGAGCUAUGAUGCCAUCUGGUUUCCCCCAGCAGUCCCCAGCAGGAACCUCCCAAGCAGACUUCUCCUCUAUACCAUUUACGCGACCGGGCCAGUUCCCUAUGAUGCACGCAACCUCUACCGCCGGGAUGCCAACCACCACUGUUGCGCAGACCCUUCCACAAAACAUGGCGAGCACCAUGGCCAACACGAUGCUGACUGCGCCGCAAAGACCAGGGAUACACCCAUCGCUACCACAACAACAACAACAACAACAACAACAGCAGCAGCAGCCGCCGCCGCCGCAACCACAGCCACAACAGCAGAAUUCGCCGCAAGCGACGGCUGCGCAGGCUCAGGCAAUAGCACGCGAGAAAGCACGAGUCGCCGUCCUAUUGGAGAUCAACUCGUUGCUGCUGGAAGAAGUCAUCAGUCUACAAGCGAACGGCAAGGCGGGCGGCCCCGCGCCGCCGCCGCAGCAACAGUCCGGGGCUGCCCCAGACUCCAACAACCCAUCUCCCACAUCAGAGCAGCCGACCGAGGCGGCCAAAGGGCCGGCGCUGAAGCCGAGUCAGGAAUAUCUCGAGUGCAUGCGUCGACUGCAGGCCAAUCUCUCCUACCUGGCCAACAUCGCCGAUCGAGCGAAGAAGUCCGGCGGCAUUCCGCCCACUGCGCCCGCUAUCAUGAUUCCGCCGCCCAACAUGCCGUCGCUCAACGACGUCUACCGAAAGCUGAACGAGCUGUUCCCCAAGCCCGGCCGUAGCCCGGCCAUGGGGACUCCACAGUACCGGCCGCCCGGCCUGCAGCAGCUCGCUCAAGGCAACGGCCAACCGAGCCCGUCCCCCGCUGCCGAGUCUGUCUGA